Messenger RNA from Lathyrus sativus (Indian pea), 1380 nucleotides. Lineage: Eukaryota; Viridiplantae; Streptophyta; Magnoliopsida; Fabales; Fabaceae. The record is from the annotation of a GenBank genome assembly.
AUGGUUUCUCUUGAAGAAUCUCGCUCGAAUUCGAAUCGUUUUCCUUUACCGCGAAGCUAUCAGUUUCAUAAUCAUUCAUCUGUUUCCUCAAAAUCGCAGCGGAAUAUUGGAAGAUCCAUGCGUACAAGAAGAUCUAGCAUCUUUGAUGAAGAUAACAGUAGUUGCACGUUUACCGAGAGAUCAACGUGUGUAUCGGAGAAUUUAACCGAUUCCGUCGUCGACCUCCGUCUCGGUGAGCUUGCUUCCCGGAAUAUUAAAUCCGGUAGGUCGUCUACGACUGAGCAGGACCUUCUUGAUCUUUCACAGGCUUUCAGUGAGUAUUCUGCUUGUAGUAGUGAUAUUUCCGGUGAGCUUCAGCGGUUGGCGACUCUGCCGUCGCCGGAGUGUAAUCUGAAGAGUGAUGGUGGAGGUGUUGGUGAGGAGGAAGUUGAGCCAGAGCCUUGCAUGGGGUUUUUGCAGAGGGAGAAUUUCUCGACGGAGAUUAUUGAGAGUAUUUCGCCGGAGGAUCUUCAGCCGACGGUGAAGCUUUGUAUUGAUGGUUUACAGUCUUCGUCGGUGGCGGUGAAACGUUCGGCAGCCGCGAAACUGAGGCUGCUUGCUAAGAAUAGGGCUGAUAAUAGAGUUCUGAUUGGUGAGUCCGGUGCGGUGCCUUUUCUGGUUCCUCUGCUUCGAUGUACUGAUCCAUGGACGCAAGAACACGCAGUAACAGCGCUUUUGAAUCUAUCACUUCACGAGGAUAACAAAAAGCUGAUAUUCAAUGCAGGAGCUGUGAAAUCGUUGAUUUAUGUGUUGAAAACAGGGACGGAAACUUCGAAGCAGAACGCGGCCUGUGCGCUUCUGAGCUUAGCUUUGGUGGAAGAGAAUAAGAGCUCAAUCGGUGCUUCAGGUGCGAUUCCGCCAUUGGUUUCGCUUCUGCUGAAUGGUUCCAACAGAGGGAAGAAAGACGCUCUGACGACGCUGUACAAGCUUUGUUCUGUUAAGCAGAACAAGGAGAGAGCGGUGAGUGCUGGCGUGGUGAAGCCGCUUGUGGAGCUGGUGGCGGAGCAAGGGAAUGGUAUGAUGGAGAAAGCAAUGGUGGUGUUGAAUAGCUUAGCGGGGAUUGAAGAAGGGAAGGAAGCCAUUGUGGAAGAAGGUGGAAUAGCGGCACUUGUGGAAGCCAUUGAAGAUGGGUCUGUGAAAGGAAAAGAAUUUGCUGUUUUAACUCUUCUCCAGCUUUGUGCCGACAAUGUUACAAACAGAGGGUUACUUGUUAGAGAGGGUGGGAUUCCUCCCCUUGUAGCUCUUUCCCAGAAUGGAACUCCUCGAGCUAAGCAUAAGGCUGAGACACUGCUUCGAUAUUUGAGAGAAUCAAGACAAGAAGCAUCAACUUCAACUUCUUAG